UCUUUUAUCAGUUUUCAUUUUAUUGUAUGGUGUUUUUAAUUUUAUUAACUUGUAUUUCUCUCUCUUUUCAUACUGUGUAACAUUAAACUCACGAAAGGCCGACUGUCAAAAUUUACAUAAUAAUUUGACAGCCGCAAACGAUACACGUGAAGCAAGUCGCGAACAAGACAACUGAUCAGCAUCGCGGAAAAGAGACCUCAACCGUUUCAGUACAUUUGAGUCUUCAGAAAAGAGUGGUCAAUCACCGAUCGAUCUGAUUGACGAAAUUACGUAUCCUAAGAGAUUUCCACCGUUAAUCUUAAAUGGACACUGGCUGAAGGAUGGAAACGCAAUUUUAUUUAACAACGGUAUGACAGCUCAAGUUUUUUUAAACGGCGAUCGAAUUCCAUCAACGGUGUCCGGUGGACCGCUGAUGAACGAUGAAUACGAAUUUCAUAAUGCGCAUUUUCAUUGGGGUGAAGACGAUUGCAGAGGCGCUGAACAUACGAUCAAUAGUACUUGGUUCUCUAUGGAAUGUCAUAUGGUGCACUGGAACCGGAAAUAUUUAACCUUUGAAGAUUGUCUAAAACAUAGAGAUGGUCUUUGCGUGUUAGCCUAUUUAUUUUUGGUGCAACCAGGAUCUUGUCAGUGGAACAAUAUCAAAUUUGAAAGAAUCUCAGCAAAUUUGAAGUACAUUCAGGACGCUGGUUCAGAGACGAAAAUUCCGCCAAGUGAAUGUCCAGGAAAUAAAGAUUUAUCUCAAUAUUUGAAAUCUAACGAUAUUGCCGCAAUUUCAGAUUCUUUAUCUUGGAUGCGAAUAGCAACAGACUGCUCGAGUUAUUACACGUACCAUGGAUCUUAUAAUAUUGGUACUAAUCCGGAGUGUGUUCAAUGGAUCGUAUUUCCAGCUAUUAAUUCGAUACGAUCGUGCCAAGUUAACGAAUUUAGAAAGUUGAAGGACAAAAACGGUGAAUUCAUCAAAUCAAAUCGGAAAGAUAUUCAGCCUUUACGCGAGCGAAAGAUAUUUUUAGCAAUAUCUUGACAAAGAUUUUUAUCUUUAAAACUUUUAAUUUUUAAUUUUUUGUUAUAUUAU
Molecule: messenger RNA, 1072 nt
Organism: Odontomachus brunneus
Lineage: Eukaryota; Metazoa; Arthropoda; Insecta; Hymenoptera; Formicidae
Product: carbonic anhydrase 2-like
Exons: 6
Coding region: 350-1021 (223 amino acids)
Cellular component (GO): cytoplasm
Molecular function (GO): zinc ion binding; carbonate dehydratase activity
Source: RefSeq, a predicted model, not a curated record